AUGUCUUCUCACAAGACUUUCAGUAUCAAGCAAUUCCUGGCCAAGAAACAAAAGCAGAAUCAUCCCAUUCCCCAGUGGAUUCAGAUGAAAACUGGUAAUAAAAUCAGGUACAAAUGUAAGAGGACACAUUGGAGAAGAACUAAGCUGGGUCUAUAA
Molecule: messenger RNA, 156 nt
Organism: Callorhinus ursinus (northern fur seal)
Lineage: Eukaryota; Metazoa; Chordata; Mammalia; Carnivora; Otariidae
Product: putative ribosomal protein eL39-like 5
Biological process (GO): translation
Cellular component (GO): ribosome; cytosolic large ribosomal subunit
Molecular function (GO): structural constituent of ribosome
Source: RefSeq, a predicted model, not a curated record